GGUGCCGGUGUGCGUGCAGUGCAGCGUGCUUGUGCGUGUGUGUGGUCCAGGUGCGAGUGGUGCGAUGCGUUUGACGUUUGCGGCGCAUGUGUUCAAACCCGAAGACCUUUGGUUUGUGUCAACCGUGAAUUCAGUGCUGAAGAGAAAUUCCUUUUCUCCAACUGACCGUCCGUUGGAAGCCCGACAUCGAGAGGGUCUGCAUGACGACGCGAGCCGGCAUUCUGAGGCCAAUCCGUCGAAAGAUUCCGAGUCCCUAGCCUGAGUCCCGACCGCAAAGCGACAGGAUUCCGCCGCAAGCCGCGCUGUGGUCCCUCGCUCCUCAACGGACGUCCUUGCAAGAGGUUCGGAAUAUUGAUUGUGUAAUGGGUGUCACGGACCUGGGCGAAGACAAGAGAGAAUGCGAUGAGAGUACAACUGAGUCAGGGGGGCAGUACAAGUGCACAGAAUGUAGAAGGACGUUUUCGGAGGAGACGAAGCUAAUGGAACAUCUUCAAACCCACAUAUCAGCUGAAAAUGCCUCCCAAUGUCCAAUUUGCUGUAAAACGUUUAAAGUUGAAAGCUAUGUCAAAAUUCACCUUCGAACCCACUCAGGGGAAAGGCCCUAUCAGUGCCCAAUUUGCAAUAAGAAAUAUUACCAACAUUGUAAUCUACAGACUCAUAUUAGGACUCACACCGGAGAGAAGCCGUUUGAGUGCCCAAUUUGUCUGAAAAGGUUUACCAGAGGCGGAACGCUCAGGAAUCAUCUUCGUGCUCACACAGGUGAGACCCCUGUGAUGAAUUUCGAGUGCACAGUUUGUAACAGAAAGUUUGCAGACGGGCCGAGGCUCAAAGAGCACGUUAAAAAGCAGCAUGCCAGUGAAAAGUCUUUCGAAUGCUCUGUUUGUCACAAGAAGUUUGCGGACAAAAAUUAUGUUGAAACUCAUUAUCUCAGAGCACAUACUGGCGAGAGGCCUUUCGAGUGCGGUGUUUGCCAUAAAACAUUUAAAUUAAGAGGGGAUCUUUCAGUUCAUUUACGAAUCCAUACAGAAGAGAAAAGUUUUGAGUGCACAGUUUGCAACAAGAAGUUUUUGCUUCGUUCGUCUUUGCAGUCUCAUCUUCAAAUUCAUACAGGGAACAAACCUUUUGAGUGCACAUUGUGUGAUUUAAAGUUUUAUAGAGCAUAUGAUCUUAAGAAACAUCUUAGAAUCCAUACUGGACAGAAACCAGAGGGGCGUCACGAAUGCACAGUUUGCAACAAGAAAUUUGUCGGUAAAACAUACUUGGAUGCUCACUCACGAACCCACACUGGUGAAAAACCCUUCGAGUGCUCAGUGUGUAAUCAGAAGUUUAUAAGAAGGGACUAUCUCAAUAUCCACCUUCGAACGCACACAGGGGAGAGGCCUUACAAAUGCACAGUUUGUGACAAGACAUUCAGUCAUAGUGUCUCUCUGAGAGUUCACUCCAGAUUGCACACUGGAGAGAAGCCCUUUGAGUGCUCGGUAUGCAGUAAAACGUUUAGACAGAAACCAAAUCUACGAAGUCACUUCAAAAAAUAUCAUACAGGCAAGAUAAUGUUCGACUGCUCUAACUGCGACAUGAAAUUUUUCACCGAAACAAAGCUACGGCAACAUACUAUUAAAACGCAUCGAGGAGAGAAGCCUUUCGAGUGUACAGAUUGCGACAAAAAAUUUAGGACUAGUUCUGGUCUUAAGAUCCAUGUCAGUACACACACUGGUGAGAAGAGUCAUGAGUGCACAGUUUGCAAAAAGACAUUUAGACUCAAAUUUUCUCUGAAAAUUCACUUUAGGACGCAUACUGGGGAGAAGCCAUAUGAGUGCUCAGUAUGCAACAAGAAGUUCAGGCAAUGUACAGACCUCAAAACUCAUCAACGAAUUCAUACAAAUGAAAAGCCCUAUGAUUGCACCUUUUGCAGUAAGAAGUUUCGUUUAAAAAGGUUCCUGGAUAUACAUCUUCGAAGUCACACAGGGGAAAAACCUUACAAGUGUACAUUUUGCAAUAAAAGAUGUUCUCAAUCAUCUGAUUUAAAAACACACAUUCGAACUCAUACUGGGGAGAAGCCCUAUGAGUGCUCAAUCUGCUCUAAGAAGUUUACCCAAAGAGCUCACCUAACAACCCAUCUUAAAAUGCAUAAAGGAGAAAAGCUGUUUGAGUGCACUGUUUGCAAUAAGAAGUUUUUGGACGGCUCAGGUCUCAGAUCUCAUCUUCGCUCCCAUACUGGGGAGAGGUCUUUGAAGUGCACCGUUUGUGCGAAGAGAUAUGUUAAUAGUCGAAGCCUAAAAGAACAUCUUCAAACUCAUGAAGAAUGCCAAGGAGCGUAAGCACUUGAUCUUGAAACGACGUAGGUUUCAUAAGACUCUCUGUCGGGUAGGAAAUGGUGCUCACUUCUGCUGAUUUGUUCAGAGUGUGUUGUCACAAAGCAGCAGUCGAGUCUUUCAGACAAUCGAAGGGUUGUUGGGGCCCCUUCGCUGGGAGGCUUGAUGGCAAACAAUCGAGAAAAUAAAAUACUCUCAGAAUGAUCUGUACCGAGGAAAACGAAUGUUGUUCAGUUUUCUAUGGCUUUUUGUAUCAAACAUAUUAAAUUGAUGUGUUGUGGAAUAUAAAGUAUAAAUAAGAACAAGAAAUGGAAAGUAAUGUUUUUUUUUUAAAUAUUUAAGAAUCACUACUUAGCAUUUACUGGGAUUGUGAAGAGAUCCAUUUUCCUGUGUUUUUUGUUGUACUGAUCGUUAUGUUGCCUUUUCCUGAUACGUCUUUCCACGGUUUGUAAAAGAAAGGUUUCACUAUUAUUUGAUAUCUAGACGAAUUAAGUUACGUCUUGUGUUUUGUAUUUGUCUAUUUACUACAGCCGUAGUACAAUUUUUAAAUAAAUAAGAUGGAUUCUGGAUUUGUUUUGAAAA
Thrips palmi is the source of this 2894-nucleotide messenger RNA. RefSeq names its product gastrula zinc finger protein XlCGF57.1-like. The coding region runs from base 363 to 2318 and encodes 651 amino acids. NCBI's taxonomy places the organism in Eukaryota, Metazoa, Arthropoda, Insecta, Thysanoptera, Thripidae. The record is from RefSeq and is a predicted model, not a curated record. The transcript has 4 exons.